CUAAUCUUUUGGCCCCAACCCUGGUCCAAGCAUAUACAAACAAAGAGCUGCGCUCUAUUCUAAAACCCCCCACUUUCUCUCUCUAGACAGGAGAGAGACAAGAAGUGAGUGUCAUGGCCAUGCAAUUACAAGCAUUACAUUUAAGGUCUGUCCAUCUCCCUGCAUAUUCUCGCAGAGAAUCAACCAACACCCAACACGACAAACCCACUCAACUCCUGCCGGCAUAAUCCCUCUCUUUCUCUCUCUAAAUUACUCUCGACUUCCACCCCCUAAAAUUGGCCAAAGAAGUUCCUAUUCAUAGACAGCGCACGGGAGGACUUCUGCAUUUAUAAAGAGUCCCGACCCUACAUUUGUCUUAAACACAAACCUUUCUUGUGGGUAUUAGGGUUUUUCUAGAGAGAGAUGGGGGUUGAGGUUUUCAUGGCCGUUUCGCUGGUUCUGCUGAGCGGUUUUGGGGCUCUGUUUCAGCUGUUGAGGAAGGUGAAUGGGUGGUUUUGUGAAUGGAAAGUUGGGGAAAGGCGGUUUCUCCUUCCACCUGGAGACAUGGGGUGGCCUCUAAUGGGAAAUAUGUUCCAUUUCUUGAGAGCUUUCAAGUCUGGGAAUCCUGAUUCCUUCCUAUCAAGCUUUGUUAAGAGAUUCGGUCGCACUGGAAUUUAUCGCGCAUUUAUGUUUGGAAGCCCGACGAUCCUGGUCACCAUCCCUGAAACUUGCAAGCAAGUACUAAUGGAUGACUCUAAUUUUGUUCCCGGUUGGCCGAAGGCAACUGAAGAACUGAUAGGAAAGAAAUCAUUUCUCUUAAUUACUCCUGAGGAGCACCGAUGGCUCCGAAAGGUCACUGCAGCUCCUGUGAAUGGGCACGAAAUGCUCUCGAAUUACUUGAAAUUUAUCGAAGCUUCGGUGAUUUCGAGUCUAGAGAGCUGGGCACAGUUGGGUGAGAUCGAGUUCUUGACAGAGUUAAGGAGGUUGACAUUCAGGAUAAUAAUGCAUAUUUUCCUCAGCUUAGAGGGGGAGACGACGAUGGUGGCACUGGAGAAAGUUUACACAGCACUGAACAAAGGGAUAAGAGCCAUGGCCAUCAAUUUCCCUGGAUUCGCUUACUAUUACGCGCUCAAGGCUAGGAAAACGUUAGUGGCCGUAAUGCAACGGACCAUUGAUGAAAGGAAAGAGGUAAGGAGAAGCAGAGGUCACGAAUCUUCUACAUUACGAAAAGACAUGUUGGAUUCUCUAAUGGACGUCCAAGACGAAAACGGACGGCAUCUGGCGGACGAUGAGAUCAUAGACACCCUCAUCAUGUAUUUGAAUGCUGGCCAUGAAUCUUCAGGCCAUAUCACAAUGUGGGCAACCCUUUUGCUUCAACAAAAUCCUCUCGCCUUUCAAAAAGCCAAGGAGGAGCAAGAAGAGAUAUUGAGGAGGAGGCCACCAAACCAAAAGGGCUUGAGCCUGCAAGAGACUAGAGAGAUGGUCUAUCUAUCAAAGGUGAUUGAUGAGACCCUACGAGUGGUGAAUAUCUCCUUUGUGGUCUUCCGACAAGCCGUCAACGAUGUUAUGAUCAACGGUUAUAUUGUGCCCAAGGGCUGGAAAACCCAAGUGUGGUUAAGAAAUGUUCACAUGGAUCCAAAGGUCUACCAUGAGCCCGGGACUUUUAAUCCAAGUAGAUGGGACGAUUAUACUCCAAAGGCAGGGAGUUUCAUUCCCUUCAGUGCAGGAAGCAGGUUGUGCCCUGGAAAUGAUCUUGCCAAGCUAGAGAUCUCUGUUUUCCUCCACUAUUUUCUACUCGAUUAUCAGCUUGAGCGUGUUAAUCCCGAUUGUGCAGUGAAUUAUCUUCCACAUCCUCGACCCAAGGACAAUUGUCUUGCUAGAAUCCAGAAAAUACGGAGGUCGCCAUAGUGCAAAUUGUCCACCCUUCUCUUGAAAUAUGUUCAAGGUCAAUAAAAAUGGCUGUUUUCUAGUCAUUACUAAUAAAGUAUCUGUUCUUGAAAAUGUAAUACCUAAAACGCAGAGAGCUCUUGAAAAUAUACACAUUGUUUUGUUUUUCUAUCACUUCCCGAUUUGUUUUGCUCUUUUAUGGGUUCACCAUGUAUCCCACACUGUGAAGUGUGAACUAUAUUAAUACACACCAAGAAUAUAGACA
Amborella trichopoda is the source of this 2131-nucleotide messenger RNA. RefSeq names its product ent-kaurenoic acid oxidase 2. Gene Ontology annotation, molecular function: iron ion binding; heme binding; ent-kaurenoic acid monooxygenase activity. The record is from RefSeq and is a predicted model, not a curated record. Gene Ontology annotation, biological process: multicellular organism development; sterol metabolic process; brassinosteroid biosynthetic process. Lineage: Eukaryota; Viridiplantae; Streptophyta; Magnoliopsida; Amborellales; Amborellaceae. Gene Ontology annotation, cellular component: endoplasmic reticulum.